AUGUCUGGAUAUAUGGAGUCGGUGUGGAGGUCAAGACCUUGGCGGCGGUCAGCGCCGUAUGAGAGCUACGAGAGAGCUGGUCAGCGCCCUCUUGGUCUCCAGUUGCUAUCUUGGCUGCGGAUCCUCGAUCUUUUAUGGUCCGCGACAUGCAAGCCUGCCACGCGACAAGGCGGCUCAUGGAUGGUUGGCUUCCAUGCCAAUGAGGCGAUGGUGUAUUGUUUGGCAUAUCCAUCAGGACAGUCAGUAGAAGUUGUGCUGGCCGUGCUACAUAGUACACCGGAGAAGUGGCGGAUCCAAACAUCUGGUUCGGGGCACAGCAGCAAAUCAUGGCUCGCGCCUCCUGCUUUGGCCAUUCCAAAAUGA
Messenger RNA from Verticillium alfalfae VaMs.102, 363 nucleotides. RefSeq lists its product with no specific name. The coding region runs from base 1 to 363 and encodes 120 amino acids. Lineage: Eukaryota; Fungi; Ascomycota; Sordariomycetes; Glomerellales; Plectosphaerellaceae. The transcript is spliced from 2 exons. The record is from RefSeq and is a predicted model, not a curated record.